This is a messenger RNA of Micropterus salmoides (largemouth bass), 1947 nucleotides long. RefSeq lists its product as uncharacterized. The transcript has 10 exons. Gene Ontology annotation, cellular component: intracellular membrane-bounded organelle; early endosome membrane. Gene Ontology annotation, molecular function: phosphatidylinositol binding. The record is from RefSeq and is a predicted model, not a curated record. Lineage: Eukaryota; Metazoa; Chordata; Actinopteri; Centrarchiformes; Centrarchidae. Bases 71 to 1585 code for a protein of 504 amino acids.
UCUCAGCCAGCAGGACUCUGACAGGGAGGACAGUGAUCUGGAUAACUACCUGACAAGCGUCCAAGAGGACAUGAUGGAAUUCAAGCUGUCAUACGAGAUGUGGCGUGCCGGCCGCUGGGCUGUCAGCAUCCCUCAUACCGACUGGGAGGAUAAAGAGAUAAUCUUCACUGUUCACCUGGAGGAGAAGGACAGCCCUGAGAACCUACAUUGGGACAUCAGGAAGACCUACAUGGAUGUUGUGUACUUUUGCAACAGAUGGCAGGACUCGAUCCGGCUGCCCACAAUCCUGGUGCCGGAGGAGUCAGAGAUCACAGAUGAGGUCAAAGAAGAAGCGAAGGGAUCAUUGGAGAACUUCCUGCAGGAAUUAGUUUCUGAUGAUCUAAUCGGCCGCAGUCAGCCAGUUUUUCAGUUCCUCUGCCCACUUGACAAACUACUGAAUGAGGAGGAACAUUAUGGAGGUGUCUGGGGCCUUCUGAGUGGCUUGGCUUACUUCCUGACUCCAGGUCAAGAGGAAGAAGAGAACUCUAGUCCUCAGACAGAGGCCCCGAAAGAAAUCACAAUGACAUCUUCACAUCCUGAAUCCACAACUCUGCCUUUAGAAAACCCUGGUGCCUCUACUGAGAAGGGCAACAAUGUUACUGGUACUACAAUCCCAACUAUUGUUAUCUUGGAAGAUCAUUCUGAUUCAGUGCCGCCAGAGGAAGCAGAAACACAAAAGGAGCUGGAGCCUGCAAAUAAAAACUGCUCCCCCAACAAAACAGAGGACUCUAGUAAUGCCUUAACCUCUCCCUUUAAAAUGUUCAAGGGACUGAUACAAUCCAGGUCACUAGAGUCCUUGCUCUCAACAAGAACCACCAGUGAUAAAGACUCACCUGUGUCAGACUCCACAGCGCACUGCAGACAAAAUGGAGAGUUUCAGGGGAAUAGCACGGAAGGUCCAUCGUGGUGUCACUUCAGUGCAAAGUCAAAUAAAAAGGACAAAAUAUGUUUCAAGAUGUCAGGUGGAGCAAACAAGACUAAAGGGAAGGACCAGGACACUUUGCCGAGAGGGGAGGACUCCCAGUGUCAGAAGAGCCAAGAGCCACAAAAGCCAGGCCAGCUGGAGGCAACAAAAGCCAUAUUUGAUCUGCUGAAAGAAAUUUCUGGGAACUCCAUCCUCAUAAACAUAUUUGAUGCCAUUUUGAAACCCUUUAUGCCCAUCUUGAAAAAAAAAGUGAACUCUUUCCUAAACAAGAUGAACCCAUCAGAAGUGCAGAUGGCUACAUACAUCGAUGCUGUGCGUGAAAAACAGUGGCCAGAGAUUCAACCAGCUGCACCGCCUCCACCUCGUCCUCCUCGCACAGACGAGGAGAAGAACGAGACCAGGGCCAGAGCGCACAACCUGAUGAAUGCCAAAUGUUCAAACUAUCUUGUCCUAAAGAAGACAGACGUGGAGUCUGUUUUUAAUCUGUUCCAGGACCGUGAAAAAAACAAAAUGCUCGUACAUAUGCUCCUGUCAUUCCUAUUGAGGAAAUUGUUUCCCAGUGAGCAUUCUCUAAAUGUGAGCGCUGCUGCCUUACAGAAAGUGACCAACCUCACUAACUGAUCUGUGAACCCUUGAUUGUGAUUUGGGGGGGGGUUGUUUUUUGACAUUUUAGAAUAUCAAAUUAUUUAUUUAUCUCAGACACUCCAUUAUGUCGUUUUUACGGUGAACAUUUUGUGAAUUUCCUUUUGGCUUUUAUUUUAAAUAAAUAAAUUAAAUUUUAUUUUGCAUAGUGUAGAAUUACAGAAUUUUAAUUUAUUACCAUUGAUAACUUGUUUGAAGUCAGAAAUACUUUGUGGGAACAGGCUUUAAAAAUUGUAUUUUUGUUGUGAAAUUUAGAGGUAAAAGUCAAGUUUAUUUCAUGUUUACAGUUGAAAUUUCACCCUUCACAUUUUAAUGUAAAAGAAUAAAAAUUUUCUAAAACA